UCAUCUUAACCUCAAACUCGCAAAAUUGUUGAUUUCAGGUACACAUUUUCGCUUUUAAUUUAUUCCAGUGAUGGAUAUUCAUGAUAUCAGGUCAUACCCAAUAAUUUCUACACCUUGAUACAUUUACCCAAACUAUCAAAUUGAGAAUGGGUUAUAAAGCAGCUGUUCAAAUUCUAAAACAAGCCGAAGACUUAAAAACCAAGGUAUUAAAAAAAAGCGAUUUAUUAUCGGAUUCGCAAGCAUGGACGGACCAACAGAAAUUGCAAAAUAUUUACCAUCAAGCAUUGGUACUUGAUUUGGAAUACGCUCUCGACAAGAAAGUGGAGCAAGACUUGUGGAACAUUGGUUUUAAGAAUCACAUCUCGGUGUUACAAGAGUUGACUCGCGAUAAAAAAAACGUCAGAAGAUCUGAAUGUCAGGCACUUUUAACUUGGUGUUUAGAAGCGGCUUCUGGGUUUUAUUUGACACUUUUGCACGAAUUGUGCAACGUAUAUGACAUUGAUUUACCGUUCAGAAGACGCGGAAAUGUUUAUGGGGAAACAAAUUCAAAUGAACUCAAUUUGCCUCAAUCGUCCUCCUGUGUGUACAUUUGCCAAUACUGCUUGGUACAUUUGGGAGAUAUUGCACGUUAUAGAAACCAAAGAAAGCAAGCUGAAAAUUUUUACAAGCAAGCAAUUUUAGUUUCUCCAACUAGUGGUCAUCCUUACAAUCAGUUGGCUCUUUUGGAGGCAAGUCAAGGUGAUAAAUUAUCAACUGUCUUUUAUUACAUUAGGGGCAUUGCUGUGAAAAAUCCCUUCCCAGCAUCCACCACUAAUCUAUUAAGCACUUUAAGUUCGUCGCUUGAUAAAGAAAGUCCAUUAGAAAAAAUUCACAGUAAAAUAACGGUAACCGAGUUUAUUCAAAUUUUUUUGUGCACUCACGCCCUCUUGCACACUGCCACCGAUUUAAACCAAGCUGAAGUCGGGGUUAAAAGUUUAAAUACAACAAUGACAGCUUUAGUAGCGACUCAAAGUUUUACAAGAGAGAAAUUAAUAAAAAUUACUGCGAUUAAUUUGUACGCUUUAAAACAUGUAACUUCAACAUCACUCACUGAUGAAUUAACCGAAGAUGAAAAAAUUGUCAGACAACAAAUUUUGGAUUUGUUGGCUGGGUCUUUGAGCGCGUUUCUUAUUCCAGUUCAUACGCUAAAAAAUGACGAAAGCUUGUUGGAUUAUUACGCACUUCCUGCAGUGAAACUUUUAACAUGUUGGAUUAUGAACGAAUCGGAAAUUCUUAACGAAGUUGUUUUUACUAAUCGGUUGCAAAUUUGGCCCAGUUUGUGCAAACUUUUGAAUAACGUACAGCAAUACAUGAAAAACUUUGACUACACCAAAUAUGCCAAUGUGCCUCUGUUUGAAGAUAAAUUGUUGCAAGGCUUUCGGCCUUUGAUAAAAAAUUUCAAAGAGUUGGAUUUUAAGGCGGGUGUCGAGGAUGAAAAAACUGAUAAUUUAAUCCGAAUGCAGCGUUUGAUUGAUUUUGGUUUAUUUAUCAGCAAGUUGGAUGUGAAUCAUACGAAAUUAAUUACGACAAGUACCGAAAGUGAUUUAAUUAAUUUUGAACCUGGAUGCAUUCAGCCAGACCCAACUAAUGACUUAUUGGAGGAAAUGAAAUCAUUUCAUGUCACUGAUAUUUCAACAAUUCCUAAUAAAAAAGGUUUUGAAAAACGGGGCGGUAUUUUAAAACCACAAGGUUCCUUGGAAAAAUCGCGCGAAGAACGCGAAUUAUUAUCAUCGGGAGAACAAAGUCUCAUGUCCGAUUUAAGUAAUUCAAGUGCGUCCUCAAGUAGUAGCAAAAAAGACAUUUCAAAAAAUAAACGAUCCAAGCAAAACAUUGCUCUGCAGUCGAUUUUUAAAAAACUGGAAGAGAAUAAACAGGUGAAAUUUAAAGUUGAAGAAAAAGAAAAAUUGGUGACUUUUGACACAAAGCCUUCUCCGUUUAAUCCCCCUUUGCGAACCCAAUCCUUCAACCAGAACCAUCCAGCUUUCCCUAUUCCUCCUCCUCCUCCUCCCAGCCAACCUGAUUACCUCAAUACUCUCCGGAACGUAACGAAACCUCCACAGCCAAAUUCAUUUGUUUUCCCUCCCAAAACUGAGAAUCCAUCAAUGGUUCCAUUUCAAAAUAAUUUCAAUCAGCGUGUCUAUCAAUUUCCCGGGGGAAACCCCUACAAAAUGGAGGAAACGAAUUCGCCUUGGUGGCCCAACACGUCACAGAAUUACCAACAACGACCUGAUAGUUUCGUAAAUUAUCCCUUUAGCAAUAAUAUGCCCUAUGUGCCCGAUUAUAAUAAGACGCAAAAUAAUCAAGCAGCCGGCGAUAUGUUUAAUUCACCAUGGAAUACUUUUGGAAGGACUAACUUACUUGAAAGCAACAUGAAUUAUGAAAAUUUGUCGAUGAGACAGACGAUGCUUAAAGAGGCGACACCACCUUCAAGACCUGUAAGUUUGGAGAAAAAAAAUAGUCAUGAUAAUUUCAUGCAAAAUCCCACAACAUCUCCUGGUUAUUCAUUGUUUAAUACCAACACUUGGACGCCGAAUUUAGUUGGACAGUUGAGGAAUAACAAGGCACAGGAUAAUCAAGUGAGUCAUUUGCCUCAACAUUCCUUGUUUACUGGACAAGGACCCCAAUCGUUAGCCCAAUUAUUGGAACAGCAACAAUCGCAAAAAAGUGAUGUUUAGUUUUAUAGAUAGGUGUAUUAUAGUAGUUACUUGGUCAUAGUGAAAUAAUGGAUUCGUAACAGUUAAUAAAUCAGUUUUGUUUUUA
Messenger RNA from Tribolium castaneum (red flour beetle), 2799 nucleotides. Its product is annotated as nonsense-mediated mRNA decay factor SMG7. The coding region runs from base 147 to 2714 and encodes 855 amino acids. Gene Ontology annotation, cellular component: telomerase holoenzyme complex. The record is from RefSeq and is a predicted model, not a curated record. Gene Ontology annotation, molecular function: telomerase RNA binding; telomeric repeat DNA binding; protein binding. The transcript has 11 exons. NCBI's taxonomy places the organism in Eukaryota, Metazoa, Arthropoda, Insecta, Coleoptera, Tenebrionidae. Gene Ontology annotation, biological process: nuclear-transcribed mRNA catabolic process, nonsense-mediated decay.